AGCUCGCCUUCUCGCUUUGCGAUCGACCGUAAGAGCGAUUUGAAGAGAUUCCGACUGAUCUGUUGCACAGCUUUGGGGAAAUGUCUUCGUUCGAUACGUACAGCGUUGACGGCGAGGAGGGGAACGCCGCUCCGCACCGUUCCUUCGGUGAGGACGACAACUUCUCCGGCUACGGGGGCUACACCGGAUUCACCGCCGGCGGUGAAGAUUACAGCAAUUCCGCCGGUGGAUUUCCCGCUGACGGCGAUGUGGCGGUGGACCACGUAGCCGCCUCGCCGGAGGUCUUCGGUUUCGAAGAUCCGAGCUCUGGUUACUCUCAGGCCCUGUACAAUGGAAAUGGGAGCGGAAGCGUCUUCGAAAGCGAUGGGGUUUUCACGACGGACGGGCCGGUGCUCCCUCCGCCGAGCGAGAUGGAGCCGGAGGAAGGAGCUGCGCUGCGCGAGUGGCGUCGUCAGAAUGCAAUUCUGCUCGAGGAGAAGGAGAAGAGGGAGAAGGAAUUGAGAAUUCAGAUUCUAGAAGAGGCUGAUGUGUACAUUCGUGAAUUCUAUGAGAAAAGGAAGCUGAAUGUUGAAUCCAACAAAACCAACAACAGGGAGAGAGAGAAGUUAUUUGUGGCCAAUCAAGAAAAGUUCCAUAAAGAGGCGGACAAGCAUUACUGGAAGGCAAUAGGCGAGCUAAUCCCGCAUGAGGUUCCCAACAUUGACAAGAAGCGAAGCAAGAAGGAACUGGAAAAGAAGCCUGGAAUCACAGUUGUACAGGGACCGAAGCCCGGAAAGCCCACCGACCUCUCUCGGAUGAGGCAAAUACUCGUGAAGAUCAAGCAUGCUCCUCCACCGCACAUGAUUCCUCCCCCUCCAGUGCCUGCAAAGGACGCAAAAGACAAGAAGGAUGGGAAGGAAAAUGAGAAGGCGGCGAAUGGCCCAGAGCAGCCUGCUAAAGAUGCUACAAAGGAGGACGCCCCAGUAGCCGCAGAGCAACCUGCAGAGAAGCCCGCCGAGGCGACGGAUGCUUGAUUCUGCUGCCUCAAGAGGUCUUCCUUUUAUUCUUUCCCCUCUUCUACGACUAAGUGCCGCCUACUGAAUUUGUUUCUCGUAUAUUUUGAUAGUACCUCUCCAGGUCACUUGUUUGUCUAUUGAUGAAUUUUUGUAAUGAUGUUGUAUGGUUUCUUUUACCCUUUUAUCAGGAGAUUCUGAUCUGAGUUCACACUGCUUUGCUCAUAUUUUCAUCCACUGCUGUUGUUACUGGUUCUUUUUAAGUAAAGUUACCUGAGGCUUGAAAUUUCA
Messenger RNA from Punica granatum (pomegranate), 1283 nucleotides. NCBI's taxonomy places the organism in Eukaryota, Viridiplantae, Streptophyta, Magnoliopsida, Myrtales, Lythraceae. The record is from RefSeq and is a predicted model, not a curated record.